CCGCCUCCUGAGUGCAGGACUGAGGCCAAAAGUUGUGACAUGUGACCAAGGAAGCCAGAAUAUCUCUCUACUGGGGAAGCUGGUUACAACUGCGAAGCCGUAUCUCACUAUUGGUGAUGAGAAGCUGUUGUUCAUAUUUGAUCCACCCCACCUGCUGAAAUGCCUUCGCAACAUGCUGUUAAAGUAUGACUUCCAGGUUGGCAACCACAUCAUAAGGGCGCAGCAUAUCCGGGAUGCUUUUGCCAUUGACAAACAGCUUGAAAUACGGUCCAUGCCACGGCUAACUGAUGGGCACUUCAAUUUAACGUUCAGCUCAAAAAUGAAGGUCAAACUGGCUGCACAUAUCUUCAGCAACCAUGUUGCAGCCUCAAUGUUCACCUUAUCCACUUUCCACCAGCUACCACCUGAGGCCAUCCACACAGCCAGAUUUGUUGAGCGCGUCGACCGUCUCUUCGACACUCUUAAUAGUAGCCACCUGCAUGGCAAGACAAAAUAUUCUUCGGCAAUACAACAGGGGUCUGCUCACAAGGACUUCUUGCUGGAGUGCCUGUCCGAGUUUGAGAAGAUUACAGUCCUUGGAUGCAAGAGACCACCCCCGUGUAUCCGUGGCUUCUGCUUGACCAUGACUUCCGUGCUUCAGCUCAGCGAAGACCUGCGAAACUAUGGCAUACAGUACCUCCUCACUCGAAGGCUGAACCAGGAUGCACUCGAAAACACCUUCUGCAUAAUUAGGACAAAGUGUGGAAGCAACCCUGACUCCAGCUGCAUUCAGUUCCAGGCAGCAGUAAGGCAUCUGCUACUCGGACAACUUUUUAAGACUACGCAGGGCUCAAACUGUGCUGAAGACGUGGACUCCCUCCUGGCGGCAAUACCUAUUGGUCCUAACUACAUGAGCAGACUUGGAUGUUCUGCUGUCACGCACAUUACUGACGAUGUCAUCGUGGCACCCAGUGAGUCGCCAUCACCGCUAGGGUCCAACAGCACAACAUUCUUUGCAGGGUGGCUUGGUGCAAAAUUUCUCUCUGCUCACACUUGCCCCUCUGAGCAGAAAUGCAAACUGCUGGAAGACAAUGCCACAUUUCAGGACAGUACCCAGCUAUUACUUUAUUUGAGUGUAAAGAAUGUGGACAAUACUGACUUUGGAAAGCUGUCAGUUCCUCUUCCUGCCUUUGCGACGUUUGUGGGUGCGUGCGAGGAGGCCUUCAAAGCAAACGUCAAGACAUUCUUCACCUCCCAAGGGGUCAGGUCCAAGCUGUGUGAAGUGUUGGACACACUUGUGCCAAAAACAUUGAGUUUAUGUUCUUCAUCAGUGUAUGAUGAUUUAUUUCACUUUUUUCUCAGGGUGAGACUGUUCUGCUUUGCACGGCAUAGGAAUGAGGAAGUACGAAAUAGUACGUUACGUCAAAAGGCACUGCAGCAGGCAGUGAGACUAAGUUCAUAA
This is a messenger RNA of Ornithodoros turicata, 1441 nucleotides long. RefSeq lists its product as uncharacterized. The transcript has a single exon. The record is from RefSeq and is a predicted model, not a curated record. The coding region runs from base 173 to 1441 and encodes 422 amino acids. Lineage: Eukaryota; Metazoa; Arthropoda; Arachnida; Ixodida; Argasidae.